This is a messenger RNA of Onychostoma macrolepis, 1313 nucleotides long. RefSeq names its product chromosome 01 C19orf67 homolog (gene c01h19orf67). Lineage: Eukaryota; Metazoa; Chordata; Actinopteri; Cypriniformes; Cyprinidae. The record is from RefSeq and is a predicted model, not a curated record. The coding region runs from base 283 to 1308 and encodes 341 amino acids. The transcript has 9 exons.
AUUUCCCUGUAGCGGCUAAUGAACCGGAAGUCUCACCCAUAGGCUUACUUCCGCGUUGAAGAAAAAAAGGUAGUCCCACCAGGAUCAGAAUAGGAAAUACAAAUAUGGUCAUAAGGAGUGGUCUUCCAACGGUUGAGGAAAUACAAAUAUGGUUAUAGUUAGUCACUGGUAAAAUACAGUGCACAGACUUACAUUAAUGGACAAAGUCAACAAUUAGCCGUCAAAGUUUGUGAAAUUACAGAGCUUAUUUAUUUCAUGGCUUCGUGCUGGAUUGAUUAAGUCAUGGAUAUCACAGAACAUGCGACGUUGAAGUCUUCACUAUCCGAAGAAAAUGAAGCAUCCCGGUCUCUGACAGAAUUAGAAACGAAUACACAGACUCUUGAAGAAGGCAAUGCAAUGGCGCCCUCGUUCGGUGAUGAGAGGUGUUUCUUAGUUGAAGGCGCAGAAGACGCAGAGACUCGGGAUAAGAGAAUUAUGGAUGAAAAAAUCUCUCCCAUUGAAAGGCAACUUGAGUACUUGCUGAACAAGGCGGAUGAGUUUCAAACACAGCUUUUAUGGAGUCGAGAGUGCCUCCAGAAUUAUGGGUUUGCCCAUAUUGUCCCCAUGUUUUUGCAAACUUGUCAGCCGUACUUCACUUACCUGGAGUCCACAGCCAGAAACUCCAACCCCUUCCGUCCACCUCUGUCCACAUAUAUACGCGCACAACUUUUGCACUUUUCUCAGCAACUGUGUUCUCGUCUGGAACAGCUGGUGUUGCUGUACGCCUCCUUCAGUUUCUUCUCACUGGAGGAAUCUGAUCCACUGAGUAUCUCUCACUUCUAUAUUGGCCAGUGUCAAAUAGACAACAUGAAGCUGUCAAUCUUCCGGUACUGUUGCCCUACCCCCUUUCUCGCAUCAGCCAGUACUGGCCUAUACAAACGUAUGCGCUGGAAUGUGGAGCGACAGAUAGAUGGAGAAGGAGAAGGACAGACAUAUGACAGUGCAGAGUUUUACUUCCUGUGCUGCGAGGAUGUCAUUGAGGCAGCAGAAGAUAAGGAUGGAGACGGAAGGCGCAAGGGAGAAAAUACAGAAACGGAGAGAGAGAGUAGAGUAGAGAGGAUUUGGUCUAUUGGCCGGUGGAUUCAGACAUACCCUGAUCCAGACACAAAGGACAUCACUGAUUGGGUGCUGUGUUCAGUUCCUUGUGGUCAGCACGAGCAGCUGAUGUGUCUGGGAAGUGAGGAGCCUUCUUCCUGCACUGCCACAGACUGCCUGCUGGGGGUGCUGCUGUCUCAGGAAACAGAUGGGACAUUUGGCAUGAAAACAUGAGGUGG